This is a messenger RNA of Elephantulus edwardii (Cape elephant shrew), 3060 nucleotides long. RefSeq names its product FANCD2/FANCI-associated nuclease 1 (gene FAN1). The coding region runs from base 22 to 3060 and encodes 1012 amino acids. NCBI's taxonomy places the organism in Eukaryota, Metazoa, Chordata, Mammalia, Macroscelidea, Macroscelididae. Gene Ontology annotation, biological process: interstrand cross-link repair. Gene Ontology annotation, molecular function: 5'-flap endonuclease activity; 5'-3' exonuclease activity; flap-structured DNA binding. Gene Ontology annotation, cellular component: nucleus. The transcript is spliced from 13 exons. The record is from RefSeq and is a predicted model, not a curated record.
CACCCAGUUUUUCUACUACUCAUGAUGUCAGAAGGAAAAUCCGACUCAAAAAGACUUUGUAGAAAUUUAGCAGUGAGCAAAACGAAAAAUAAAGGAUCUAAUUCUAUUAUUUCGUAUUUUAACAAUGUCCCACCUGCUAAACUUGCUUGUCCCAUUUGCAGUAAAAUGGUGCCAAGAUUUGACUUAAACCGGCACAUGGAUGAAAUUUGUGCUGACAGAAAUGAUACCAUGUUGGUUGACCCUGAUCUUGAUUUAACUCACUCAAAUACAUCCACAGUGAAUUCAACCUUAAAAGAUGCAACUCCGAAGAAACUGUCACCAUUAAAGAGGAGUUUGGCUCCAGGCCAAAGAGAUUCAGGAAAAAGCAUAAAACAAGUGACAAGUUGUUACUUUAAAAGAAAUGAUGAUUUUCUGUGCAGAAGUCAAGACGAACUGAGACACCACAAUGUGAAAGUCAUUGCUUUGGGAAGCCUGUCAUCCAAAUUGUCUAGAAAAUACACAAAGGCUAAAGCCACAGUAGAUAAGAAUGAGGAAUCUGGGAAUCAGAGACUUGGGAAUGUACAUAGUUCCUUAUCCACAUUGGCAGAGAGCUUGGUUAACUGCUCUUCAGAGGCUGAGAACAAGGAUCAAGUUUUGGAAAAUUCUUCUCAAAAGAAAAAUGUUUUUGAAUGUGAUUCCCUUAGAGAAGUGGACAGCAAGACUGCUCAAGAAUGUGAGAAAUCAGCCUCCACUCCUGGGUUCUUAGAUCCUGCUCUUGUACUGUUUUCACCAGAUGGAAGUCUUGAGAAUAAAUUAAAGUCUUCUCUACAAGACUGUCUUGAAAAGCAGGAGAGUAUGGAAGGGGUACAUGUUAAAGUUGAACAAUUUGAGGAAGAUAGUUGUAAAGAAAAAAAAGUGACAUUUUCUUUAGACACGAAAACACAGUUUGCAAAUUUGAUACCACAAUCUUUUAAUUCUGCAGAUGAUGCUUCUCCCUGGAGUAAUAUCCAGGCACUUCCUCUGGAAGGUGAUGGUGGUUUACAGAAUGAAAUUAUUUGCAGUGUUCCUUUGGAGCAGGGGCAAAGCUAUGAUACUCUUGUUACAAAAACUCAAACACCAGAGAGACAUCCUUACUACCUUCUUAGUUUCCUUGUGAUCCUGAAAGCCGUAUUUGAGAAUGAAGAUGACAUGGUGCUCUUUGAUGAACAAGAAAAGGAAAUUGUAAAGAAAUUUUAUCAGUUAUCAGAGAGUGGUCAGAAGUUAUAUGUAAGACUUUUUCAACGCAAAUUAAACUGGAUUAAAAUUAGCAAAUUAGAAUAUGAAGAGAUUGCCUCAGAUUUAACACCUAUAAUUGAAGAAUUGAAGAAAGCAGGCUUUGUUCAGACAGAAUCUGAAUUGCAAGAACUCUCUGAAGUGCUUGAGCUACUUUCUGCUCCUGAACUGAAAGCCCUGGCAAAGAUUUUUCACCUAGUGAAUCCCAAUGGACAGAAGAAGCAGUUAGUGGAUUCCUUCCUGAAGUUGGCCAAGCAACGUCCAGUCUUCACUUGGGGCCAGAAUCAGCCUGGAAUUGGAACUGUGAUUUUAAAAAGAGCUAAAGACUUGGCUGGCCAGUCCCUAAAAGUCAGUAAAGGUCCCCGGGCUGUGUUUUCUCGGAUGUUGCUUCUGUUUUCAUUGACUGGUUCAGUGGAAGAUGAAGAAGCAGCAUGUGGUGGACAGGGACAGCUCUCUGCUGUAUUACUGGUCAACCUUGGCCGAAUGGAGUUCCCGAGUUACACCAUUAAUCGGAAAAACAAAAUCUUCCAAGACAGAGAAGAUCUUAUCAGAUACACAGCAGCUGUGCACAUGCUGAGUGAUAUUUCUACUGCUAUGGCCAAUGGGGACUGGUAUGAAGCCAGAGAGCUUGCAUUGUGUGCACUGAAGGAUUGGAGCCAGCUGAAGAACCAUCCUUCUCUGAGAUACCAUGAAGAUUUACCACUCUUCUUGCGGUGUUUUACUGUUGGGUGGAUUUAUACAAGGAUUUCAUCUCAGUUUGUUGAAAUAUUUCAGAGACUUCACAUGUAUGAGGAAGCAGUCAAAGAACUUGAAAACCUUUUGUCUCAGAAGAUAUAUUGUCCUGAUAGCAGAGGCCGAUGGUGGGAUAGACUGGCACUUAACUUACACCAGCAUCUCAAACGUCUGGAGCCAGCUAUUCAUUGCAUCCUUGAAGGUUUGGCAGAUCCGGACGUAAGAACAGGACAUCGACUCUCACUGUAUCAGAGAGCAGUGCGCCUGAGAGAGUCUCCAAGCUGUAAGAAGUUCAAGUACCUCCUCUGCAAACUCCCAGAAAUCCUUGUGGAAGAUGUAAAACAUGUUACCAUCACUGGUAGGAUGUGCCCACAGAGUGGGCUGGGGAAGUCUGUGUUUGUGCUGGAGGCCGAGGAAGCCAGUGUCCCCACCACCAUGCUGUGUUCCGUUGAAGAGCUGGCAUUGGCCCAUUAUAGACACAAUGGCUUUGACCAGGGGAUCCAUGGAGAAGGGUCUACCUUCAGUACCCUCUAUGGCCUCCUCCUGUGGGAUGUCAUCUUCAUGAAUGGGAUUCCAGACGUCUUCAGGAAUGCCUACCAGGCCUUCCCACUGGACUUGUACACAGACAGCUUCUUCGCAAGUAGGGAACAGGCCAUGGAGGCCAGACUGCAGCUCAUUCACACAGCCCCUGCUGAGACUCUGCAUGCCUGGUUGGCAGCUUCAUGGCAGGCUCAGGAAGGCAGAGUGACUUCUCUGGUCAGCUGGGACUGCUUUACUUCUCUUCAACAAGCCCAGGAUCUUGUCUCCUGCUUGGGUGGCCCUUUCCUAAGUGGUGUGUGCAGGCGCUUGGCCACUGACUUCCGACACUGUCGAGGUGGCCUCCCUGACUUGGUGGUAUGGAACUCCCACAGCCAUCACUUUAAGCUGGUAGAAGUUAAAGGCCCUAAUGAUCGUCUGUCACAGAAGCAAAUGAUCUGGUUGGACGAGCUUCAGAAGCUGGGAGCUGAAGUGGAAGUCUGCCAUGUGGUCGCAGUUGGAGCUAAAAACAAAGCCAUCAGUCAAAAGCUACAGAAUUAG